UCUGCAAGAUGUUUGAUCUUGAGCAAACAAUAGGAUGUGUCCGUUUUAGUAUUAACACACCGUGAAAGUUCCGUUGUCGUGUUAUUCAACGUGAAGAAUCGCUAUAUGAAAGACUCAAACACGGAUUGGACAGCGGAUAGGUUGAUGAGUCCCAUCAACGUGGGUGAGAGUGACGAGGAGAGCGACUUUGAUGUGUAUUGAUGCUGUUUGGAGACAAGGCUUCUUUGCUCUUAGGGCGGCAGCAAACCGGAUAAUUUCAUUACAUGUAGCUAUUCAUCUGUCUUUGCCGUGUGUCUGUGAUGCUGUGAUGCUUUUGGCAGGCUGCAUUCACUUUGACUGGGCAGGAGCGAGAGAUGUGACGCCGCGACCGGUGUUGGCGUGGAGACUGAGAACAUCGCAGGUGAUGGGUUUGAAACGGUCGUGUUGCAGCAAUGAUCGUGUGGUGGUGGGUGUGGGUUGGAGUGUUGGGAUGGGUGAGGUGGUGGUGAAAGGGGUCAAUGCACGCUCGUCUGCACCGUCAUCACCAGCACGUCUGCUAGUUGAUGAUAUGUAUGGCCCCUCGAAACGCGAUCGGAACGGAGAGUGUAUCCUAGACGUCUAUAAGGGCCAAUGGUCGCUCUGCCGCAAGUACAAUGUCGCCGAGACAUGGAGCGCGGUCUCGACGAUAUUUAGUUGCGGUAUGGGUGUCACUGCUGCCGUCUACGGAGCGCCGUCACAUCAACGGGCGCACAGUCGACAGCAACAGCUCGUGUACGUGGUACGAGAGUACAGUGGUACAAUGGUAUGUACGGUCAAUCAUUGCGCUCUCCCUCAUGUGCUCGAAAGCGAGGGAAACCGCACCCAAGAUCGGCCAGUUCUGCUCUUCACUCUACAGACGGUUUUCGUGCUCAUGGAAACCGCGCACCACCCGUAGAUGGCGGGUCUCUCCAAAGAAAAUGCUUUAUAGUAGGUGUG
Molecule: messenger RNA, 954 nt
Organism: Boeremia exigua
Lineage: Eukaryota; Fungi; Ascomycota; Dothideomycetes; Pleosporales; Didymellaceae
Exons: 1
Coding region: 191-913 (240 amino acids)
Source: RefSeq, a predicted model, not a curated record